AUGCCACCCAAGAAGCGCGGUCCACCCGUCAUCGACCUCGUUAGUAGCGACAGCGACGACAAUGUCGCCUCGCGACCGAUCAAGAGAGCGGCUGGCAACCGCCUGGUAACCCUGAGCGGCCAGACGGGCGCUCAAAUUGUCGGGAAUCCACGAUCAAACACCCAGCCAGCUGUCAGCUUUGGUGUUAUACCUGGCCCUUCGUCUCAACCUCAUACAUACUAUGACACAGAUGAGGAGCUGAUUGACUUGACUCAAGCUCCGGACGGUCCACCACGAGAGCUAUACGGAACUCUCGGUAUUGAGCCUCUGCUUAUGUUUGCCUUUCUAUUCUAA
Molecule: messenger RNA, 333 nt
Organism: Colletotrichum spaethianum
Lineage: Eukaryota; Fungi; Ascomycota; Sordariomycetes; Glomerellales; Glomerellaceae
Exons: 1
Coding region: 1-333 (110 amino acids)
Source: RefSeq, a predicted model, not a curated record